CCGCCGGCCGCACCAACCUCAGCACGAACACUUCACUGAAUCUUCAUUCACACUCUGCAGCGAGCAAGCAUUGAAGCACCAUGGGUCAAGGCACGGAGGUGAAGACCAGGGAGGACCCCAAAGUGGAGAUCCAGGAGAAGGGCGAGGUGUUCUUCUUCUACCGGCCCAAGGUGGACAAGGAGGAGGCGCACAGCCCCGACGACGUGCAGCGGAUGUACGUCGUGCUGCGCCCGGAGUCCGCCCCCGACCGCGCCGUCGAGGAGAAGCAGGCGCCGGACUCCGGCAAGGAGGGCAAGAAGAGGAAGACCCGUCACGGCGGCGAUGAGAAGGGGCAGGCGGACGGCGGCAACGAAGGCGGCCACGGGAAGGAGGAGGUGAACGUGGAGGAGAAGCCGCUGCUCCGGCUGAUCGUGAUGGGGAAGAAGAGCCUGCCGGACCCGGCGAAGCACGGCCGGCCGUUCUGGGGCUACGUCGACCUCGUCACGACCGACAUCGAGGACGUCAAGGACGCGCUCAAGGGGGCGGAGUACGACACGGCGACGCGCGGCAAGCGGCACCAGUCCGCGGCGAGGGCGAUGGGCGAGGGCGUGUACCGCAUCGUCAAGCACGAGGGCCGCGGCGGCCGCCCGCACACCCACCUCGUCUACAAGCUCGAGCUGCCCUCGCGCGGCGAGGGCGCCGUCGGGGAGCCGCAGGAGGCCAUGAACGUGGAGCCGGAGGCGUCGUUCCUGGUGCAGAUCAAGAACCCCGAGCAGCGCGGCGGGGGCCGGGGCGGGGGCGGAGGCGGCGGCUUCGGCGGGCUGCAGGGCAAGCGGAAGGCCGCGUUCCCGGAGCACCUGCAGGGGCGGUUCGGGAGCAACCGCUACGCGCCGGCCGACCCGCCGGACCUGCUCAACUACGAGGGGUGCGAGCUGCUGCUGAUCUCGGCGUCCGACGACGUGGAGGAGGAGCUGGGCCUGGAGCUGCAGACGGAGACGGAGGAGGAGACGGGGGAAGGCGCUGGUGAUGGCGGCGAGGGCGGCCGCGCCUGGGCCGGGUGCUCGGACCUGGUGAAGAUGUUCGGCGAGGUGGCCGACGUGAAGCCGCUGCUCAGCGGGAGCUGGGACUAGUUUAAGGUUCUAGCUCAACUAGCAGCAGUCCAGUAGACUACUUAGCGAGGCUAGCUAGGUAGGUCACAGAGGAGGCCAGGUUGUGUAGCUUGGCGGAAGCUCGCUCUGCAGUCUGCAACUGUAACGCGUUGUUUCCAUGUAUCGGGUAUCGCAGCAGUGUUCAACUAUUUGUGUGCCAAUCCGAA
This is a messenger RNA of Aegilops tauschii subsp. strangulata, 1294 nucleotides long. RefSeq lists its product as uncharacterized. NCBI's taxonomy places the organism in Eukaryota, Viridiplantae, Streptophyta, Magnoliopsida, Poales, Poaceae. The record is from RefSeq and is a predicted model, not a curated record.